AUGAAAUUGAAGACUCAAUUGUCUCACAUUUACCACACAUUUGAGACACAACUCACGGCUGAAGACAAACACAACUACAAUGAGUUGACACAAGAGAUGCGGCCAUUGGAAGCGUCUGACAGUAGUGGUAAUGGAUGUCCGCAAUGGACAACACCCGCAGACCUACUGAUUACCCGCAUGACCACCGAUGACGGUGUGGUCGAAGCGCCAGUUAUGACCAGCGCUAAGAAGGGGUCAAAGUCUUUGUGCAAUAAGAAGAAAACACGUGAUAAUCGGGUUGUGGUUAAGCGACGCCCCGGAAGGCCGAAAGUGUUGACACAAGAGUUGCAAUCAAAAGAUAUGGGAAUCAAAGCGGAAGCGUCUGAAGCCACCGACGGUCGCAGUUCUCCACCCGUGGAUCACAUCAUCUCUGAUGAAGACAAUGAAUCGUAUGAUAAGAGCGAGAAAUUAGAGGUUAAGAAACGAAUCCGAAAACGAAGAACAGCUGCGGAGAAGGAAGAGCUCGAAGAACUGCGACAGAAGUACUUGAAUUUUGAGGGCACAAUGGAUGAGACGACCGGUCAUUACGUGUGCCCUAAGACUGGCUGUAACUCAAAAUAUGAACUGCUUAUUGAUCUAUACAAACAUCUUCGGACAGUCCAUGAGCUGCAAUCAAGUGGUCCUGAGUUUGAACAACGAGUGGAUUCGCACACCAAAGAGUACUUCGAUGUCGACACCAAUUGCUAUGUCUGUACGGAAGGCGAGUGUCGAGAGAGGAUUAAAAAACGGUUCACUUUUUACCGACAUUUAAUCAACGCUCACAACAAGAGGCCGAACAUUGUGUGCGAUGUCUGCGGCAAAGCGUUCCGACUGCCGGCUCAGCUGCUGAUCCAUAAGCGAAGGCACACCAAUACGAAGCCAUACAAGUGCUCGAUCGCCGGCUGCGACUACCGGUGCCUAACGUCAGGUAUGCUUAGCGAACACCUGACCAGCCAUUCGUCGGAUCGGCCGCAUCGGUGCCCAUUCAAGGGCUGCGGUAAGACCUUUAAGACCGCGGGUCAUAUGCAACGACACUCUCUAUCGCACGACAAGACAUUUCAGAUGAAGUGCACUGUCGACGGGUGUGACGAGUGGUUUAAGACCGCGUAUUGGCGUACGUUACACGUCAAACAGGUCCACAAGGGUUUGGCGUACGAAGAGUGUCGCCCAGUGUUCAAAAAGUGGCAGUGCGGGUGGCCUGGGUGUGAGUUCAGGGGCAAAUCCGGUACUUUGAAAACUCACCAUCUCAUCCACACGGGUGAGCGGCCGUUCGCCUGCGAUUGGCCCGGUUGUGACAAACGGUUCCGCCAAAUACAACGCCUCGGCGACCACAAGAAUGUUCACGUGAAUGAUAAGCCCCUGAUGUGUCACUGGCCUGGAUGUGCCUACCGGUGCAACGAUUCCGGCAAUCUUCGCAAACACAUCCGCACUAAUCAUAAAUAG
Medioppia subpectinata is the source of this 1461-nucleotide messenger RNA. NCBI's taxonomy places the organism in Eukaryota, Metazoa, Arthropoda, Arachnida, Sarcoptiformes, Oppiidae. The record is from the annotation of a GenBank genome assembly.